Molecule: messenger RNA, 1977 nt
Organism: Xiphias gladius (swordfish)
Lineage: Eukaryota; Metazoa; Chordata; Actinopteri; Istiophoriformes; Xiphiidae
Gene: ptafr
Product: platelet-activating factor receptor
Exons: 2
Coding region: 186-1340 (384 amino acids)
Biological process (GO): G protein-coupled receptor signaling pathway; chemotaxis
Cellular component (GO): membrane
Molecular function (GO): platelet activating factor receptor activity; G protein-coupled purinergic nucleotide receptor activity
Source: RefSeq, a predicted model, not a curated record
CUGGGCCGGAACGAACACGGAAAUUUAUGAAUAUGAGUGGAUUGCACCAUGCGCCUAUUCUCCUGGAAGCCCGAAACAAGUCGACAACCUCCCCGUCUUGACCUCAAGGAAUCACACUCCCACUGACCGUGGACCGGAUCAGACUGAUUAAGCGCCUGGGAGACAUUCGAGGAGAAGGAACAGUGAUGGAAAUGCUGGCAUCAACCACAGAACGAGCUGUCCUGACCUCUUGUUCGGGCCCUACAGCCAGUAAUAGCUCAGCCUUUCUGGACUCUGAGUUUCGCUAUGUCCUCUUUCCAGUUGUCUAUGGCAUCAUCUUAAUCCUGGGUGUCUUUGCUAAUCUCUACGUGCUCUUUGUCCUGCACUGCCUCCGUGGCGCCAGGGCUAUGGGUGAAAUCCGCAUCUACAUGACCAACCUUACUAUUGCCGAUCUCCUUUUUGUGUGUGCCCUUCCCUUCUGGAUUGGCUAUUAUAGUCGUGGUGGUGACUGGGUCUACACAGACUUCAUGUGCCGUCUGACAGGGUCGUUGUUUUUCAUCAACACCUACUGCUCCAUCCUCUUCCUCGGAGCCAUCAGUGUCAACCGGUACUGGGCAGUCACCAAGCCUCUGGAUGCGGCCUCUUCAGACCACAGGUGUCGUGGGAUCACCGUGUCCAUGGUCAUCUGGGUGUUGACCAUACUGAUGGCAGUUCCAUAUCUGGUGUCUCCUGGGACCCAAACUACCACAAAUGUCACUCGCUGUUUCGAGGGGUACCAAAAUGACACCGAUCAGUGGAAAAGAACAGUGGCUGCCACUCAUUUUGCAAUAAUUGGAAUGUUUUUUGUUGUUUUUUUUCUUGUGGUGGUGUGCAAUUCCCUUAUUGCUCGUGUGUUACUUUCUCAAAAUGCUCCUCAGUCAGAAUGCAGAUCUACAACAAUUGUGUCCAGAAAGGCCAAGAGGUACACUGAAACUAAAAGGCCCAGAGGGGUGAAACGGAGGGCUCUCCAGAUGUUGUUGACAGUGGUCGGAGUGUUUGUUCUGUGUUUCCUGCCCCACCAUGUAAUCCAAGGCUUCUGGACGCUGGCGGUGUUGAGGAUCCCAGAGGGCUGGGGCUGCGUGAACUGGGACGAGAAGACUCGUCAGAUGCUCAACGACGCACAUCAGAUCACAUUGUUACUCAUGGGCCUCAACUGCAUUUUGGAUCCCGUAGUUUAUUUUUUUGCCACGAGGAAGUUUAGAAGGUUCAUAAUGGACCACAUUCAAAAGUUAAGAAGGGGAAAAGGGUGCUCACACACGGUCACCUCUCAGAUCUCUAUGGACAGCAAGAAUCAAAGCCAGAGACUUCAGAGCGAGCAAUGAGAACCUGAAAUGGACUGAUUCAGUGGACUGUGUGUAGUAGUAGUAGUUACUUGUGCCUGAAAAACUUCACCUCUCUUCCUGCCACUGAUUAAAGGUUACAUAACAUGCAGUAUUUUGAUCUAAUGUAAUGUGUUGGUGGCUCCACACGCUCGGCUUAGCUACUGAGAAACUUUAAUGUGGUCUCAGACACAUUUUCUUGCCAGUGAAUUUCUGCAUACUUAAAGAGCUGAAGUCUGAAUUGCAACAGUCCUUCUGCUCUUCCUGUGUGAAGUACAAGCUCAAAAGCAGAAGUCUGGCGAGCAAAAGUACAUAAACAAAAUGUACAGUGGAGUCCACUGACUCUAUCAAUGCAUUUUAUCAGAUUGUAAAAUUAACUGAUGAGACACAAGACACAUUAUUUAAAUCCUCACAGAGGUGUUGUUCUGCACAAAGUAGGGCAUGAAAAACAAUAGAGGAGUCACAGUAAUGAACAUAUAUUCAGAGCCUAACAAGCUCUUCUGGGGUGUUUAGGGUGUAACUUCUCACACCCAAACUUGAGAUUAGUAGGCUUCGCCACUGUGCCUGCCGAUGCAUAAGUGAAACAUAUGAUAAUGAGAUUAUCGUUUCCCAUUAGAGAAGUAACAGUUUUUUUUUAUUU